GACUGGAGAGCGUCAGUCAGUAGCAGAGCUUCACGCAGACCGCUAGAAGACUCUACAAAAGAGAAAAAGUUACAUGCUCGUCGCUGACAGUGAGUGCUGGAUCUUAUCGUAUGAGGAGAUAAAUCCCAUUCAUCGCGUUUUUCAUGAUAAACUUGUAUUCAUCAAUCGAACAAGGAGGUUUGUUGAUUUGACAAGAAAUCCUCCAAACCAGGACAGCUGAGUGGACUAAAGCCAGCAGAGGGGGGUUUGGGGAGAAGGAAGGGAAGAGGGAUUUGGGGCUAAUCCUGGACAUGAUCAAUCCUUAAGGAGCCUCCCUCAAGACACACUAUUGCCCCUGAUUAUUACAUCUAAUUUACUGUAUUUUAAAGACACCUUUAUCUCCCCCGGGGGGUUCCUGUAUAGCGGGGUCGCUGGAUUUGCGUAUCUCUCAAAACAAAGGAUCAGGAGCAGAGGCCAGUAGGAGUGGAAGAGUAUGAGGACCGAGUGGCUCCGCUCAGCAUAUGAGUACAUGUGCAGGGAUAAAGCAACAAGCCUGUCUGGAGGGUUUGGGAUUGAGCCAGACUCACACAGCAGCAGGGUGCAGGGCUGAGGUCACUGAAUGAACUUGGAUUAAGAAAGCAUACAGUCACACUGAUUAGACAAAGGGUUGAUUCAGAACUUGUAGCAGCAGACCUUCUGGACCUUACUGAAGAAGGAGUACAUGGUCUCAGUUCUUAACCACAUAGAUAUAUGCAGCUAAAGCUGAAUUUAUUUCUGAGCUGAUUUUUUCUUCCCAGAACAACUGUAAAGCCCAGAAUCUCUGACCACAUAUGCACCAGAGGUUUUCAGGAAUUGGAGACAUGCAUAUUUUCAGCUCACAUUUAUCUUCACUGAAUCUUUCUGGAUAUGAACAAAGACCAGUGGCAAAAACGGGACACAGCUGAAAGUGUCUACUUUUUGAAAAACUGUAAGAAGAAACAUUACAAUCAACUGCAGCUUUCAAAUGUUUUAUUCUGUGUAGUUCUGAUGCAAGGGUGAAACGAAUAUAUUUGGAUACCUUUCUCACCAUUUUUAGAUAGGUUUUGUAUUGUGGACGGUAGUACCUACAAUUUCUACCUGGAGAAACCAUGAACUUGGGCAAGCUCUCUGGCCUGAAGGGUCUGGUGUCCCACUCCUCAGGAAAGCGUCGCUUUAAAGGUGACCUCACUCCGGACAUGAUCAGCCCCCCACUGGGUGACUUCCGCCACACCAUGCAUGUGGGCCGCGGAGGGGACGUGUUUGGGGACACUUCGUUCCUCAGUAACCAUGGUGGAGCAGGAAGUAAUGCAGAUGGAGACACUUCCUCCACCUCAGAGAAGAAUGAAGGUUUCUUCUCCCGCACACUUCGCCAUGUCCGCAAGACCCCAAACAAGCCCUGCGUUGGCUCAAAGGACCUGUCACCCCCACCUCCUCCCAUUUCUCCAAUCAUAAAAAAUGCCAUCUCCCUCCCCCAUCUGGACGUGGACUCACCCAACGGUUGUCCUGUUAAAGUACUUUUCCCUAGUUCACCCAAAACACCAGAGACAUCCACAUACUUGUAUGGUUUGGAGUCUGGCUUUGUCACCUUGCCAAGGCUGUCUCGCACUGAGCAUCCAGCCCAGGGCAGCCCUCCCCCAGCCUGCCCUCCCGAAAUCCACCGAGGCUCGCUUAUGGACACUGGUGUCCCCUCCUUUCCCUGUUCAGACUCAGUCAGUCUUGCUGACUCCAUGAACUCUUUCACCUUCGAUCUGGGUCCCUCCCUUAUGUCUGAAGUCUUUGCCUUAAUUGACAGCCCUAUGUCGGAAAAGGGCGACCCUGUCAGUGAAAAGACACAUGAGGCCAGUCCCUCAUUUGGACUGACUGAUGAUCUGAACUCUGAAGUGGACUCCUAUGCAACCAUGUCAUUGGUGGACUCCCUCCUGCGAGAAGACAAUGAGGGCAGGACACGAUUGUAUGGUGGAGAGUGGAAGCAUUCAGACUUUGUAAAUGGUGAGUCACCAAAAAAGUCCAAAGUGAGGGAUCUGAUGUGUUCCUAUGAUGUUGAAGAUCAUGGCAUGGAGCCAGAGAGUUUCAAGAGGGCUGCUGAUGUUCUGGCACGUCAUUAUGGGAGUGAAGGACUCAGGAAUACAAACACCAACAACUCUUUCAGGGGAGUAACAUACACGUACCUUGAUGAGGAAGACGAGAUCAAAGUCUAACAC
Xyrauchen texanus (razorback sucker) is the source of this 2198-nucleotide messenger RNA. RefSeq names its product cdc42 effector protein 1-like. NCBI's taxonomy places the organism in Eukaryota, Metazoa, Chordata, Actinopteri, Cypriniformes, Catostomidae. The record is from RefSeq and is a predicted model, not a curated record. Bases 1107 to 2195 code for a protein of 362 amino acids. The transcript is spliced from 4 exons.